CUCUGGUAGCCUUAGCCAACUUCGCAACUGAAGUUUACCCUUAUGGAGUUGCAAGACAUGAACAUGACGUUGCCUCCCCCUCAUGCUGUCUUGUAAAGCUGUUGGGCACACUUCAGGCUAAGAAGUCCUUUGUUGAACUGGUAUGAACUGCCUCUAUCAGAAUGAGGUCAAGGAGCAGAAUAAAAUAUGUCUAGAAAUUGCCCUGCUAAGGUUUAUGGUCAGUGGGUCAAACAAUGAGGCAAUAUCAAUAUAGACCGCCAGUGAUUAUAAAUUGUCAAGACACUAUCAUAAGUCGCUCACUUGUAUCUCAGACACUUCAACUAGACAGUCAGACGGACAGUCAGAUUUACUCUUGAGGUCCGGACAGACACAAUGGGAGUUGAGAAAAUGGAGCUGGAUGAGGGACACUCGACUCUGAUGAGUGGCACCAAGAAUCCUCCCCCGGUUCGGCCUCCCAACACGUUUGAGCGCAUCAUCCAACCCUGCCUGGCAGAGGUGGUGGGAACCAUGUUCUUUGUCUUCAUCGGGUGUGUGUCGGUCAUUGAGAACGUUGAGUCUGCAGGCAGGGUACAGCCGGCGCUGGUCCAUGGCCUGGCUGUGGCUGUCAUGGUGGCAUGCAUGGAUCAGAUCAGUGGAUCCCAUUUCAACCCUCCCUUCACCAUUGCCAUCUACCUGUGUGGCGGCAUGAAACUGUUCAUGGUUGUCCCAUACCUUAUCAGCCAGUUAUUAGGAGGGAUGCUGGGAGCUGCCAUGUCAAAGAUGAUGACAUCAAAGGAGAACUAUGCCAACGCCACCGGAGCGGCAUUUACUAUCCUCCAAUCAGAGGACCAGCUGGCUGGAGCCAUAUUUGGAGAGAUCGCCAUGACGUGCCUGGUUACCAUGGUAGUAUUGCUAGGGGCGGUCAAUGCAAAGAGUAAAAGCCCAAUGGUGCCUUUCCUGGUAGGCUGUACUGUCAUCAUCAACAUUCUGGCAGGGGGGGAUGUGUCUGGGACCUGUCUGAACCCAGCCAGGGCUCUGGGGCCAGCGAUAAUGGCCAACUACUGGACCUACCAUUGGGUUUACUGGGCUGGUCCUAUCGCAGGAGGUCUACUGGCAGCAGGACUAGUGAGACUUGUGCUUGGAGAUGAGAAGACACGAGUCAUCAUGAAGUGACAUCCUACUCUACAUGUCCUAUGCAAGUCACUUACUUCCUACUUUUUGUCAUAUUAUAAAGCUUUUUUUCUAAGAAACAUGAAUUUAGACUGGAAUUUCUGUUUAAUUUGAAAGACUAUGAAUCUGGUUUGUAAAUGUCAGCGGAUAGGAGAUGUCAUAUUGUACUAAUAUAACUCUUAUUGUACUCUCUGAUUAUUCCAGUUUGCUUUCGCGCUCUUCCUUUAAAUUUAAAUUAAAAGCCCUCUAAAGAUGAUUGUAACUGCACGCUGACUUGCCGUGCUGCAAAAGCGCCCCCCCCCCGUUGGGCAUGAUCCAACUGGUCCAUUUGUUGUUUCAUUUUGUAUUUCUGGAUGUAUUGGUCUCUGGCAACAACACAAAACCAGCACUAAUAGCAUUGUGCAGAUCGGACCAUAUGGCGUUGUCCGCUGUGUUGGUGCUUUAAUAGCAGCACCCCACGUCAAACUUCACCUGGCGCCUGGGUUGCGCUGUUUCAGCUGCUGAAAUUGACCUCUCUUUUAAUGACGCAUUAUAGACCUACUACAUUAUUGGGCUUACUUAGCAUUCAUCACCACCAAUGUACACCCAAAUAAAGCAUAUAAAUAUGCUUACUUA
Messenger RNA from Oncorhynchus masou masou (cherry salmon), 1764 nucleotides. It is a transcript of the gene aqp8a.2, whose product is annotated as aquaporin 8a, tandem duplicate 2. Gene Ontology annotation, cellular component: plasma membrane. Bases 373 to 1152 code for a protein of 259 amino acids. Lineage: Eukaryota; Metazoa; Chordata; Actinopteri; Salmoniformes; Salmonidae. The record is from RefSeq and is a predicted model, not a curated record. Gene Ontology annotation, biological process: water transport; transmembrane transport. The transcript has 5 exons. Gene Ontology annotation, molecular function: water channel activity.